Messenger RNA from Pteropus alecto (black flying fox), 2594 nucleotides. RefSeq names its product solute carrier family 13 member 3 (gene SLC13A3). Bases 16 to 1668 code for a protein of 550 amino acids. The transcript is spliced from 12 exons. Gene Ontology annotation, cellular component: membrane. The record is from RefSeq and is a predicted model, not a curated record. Gene Ontology annotation, biological process: monoatomic anion transmembrane transport; citrate transport. Gene Ontology annotation, molecular function: citrate transmembrane transporter activity; succinate transmembrane transporter activity; sodium:dicarboxylate symporter activity. NCBI's taxonomy places the organism in Eukaryota, Metazoa, Chordata, Mammalia, Chiroptera, Pteropodidae.
UUUGUCAUCCUGCUCAUGGCGGUGUACUGGUGCACAGAGACCCUGCCCCUCUCGGUGACGGCCCUGCUGCCCAUCAUCCUCUUCCCCUUCUUGGGUAUCCUGCCAUCCAGCAUAGUCUGCCCCCAGUACUUCCUGGACACCAACUUCCUCUUCCUCAGUGGUCUGAUCAUGGCCAGCGCCAUCGAGGAGUGGAACCUGCACCGGAGGAUCGCCCUCAAGGUCCUGAUGCUCGUUGGGGUCCAGCCGGCCUGGCUCAUCCUGGGGAUGAUGGUAACCACCUCCUUCCUGUCCAUGUGGCUGAGCAACACUGCCUCCACCGCCAUGAUGCUGCCCAUCGCCAGCGCCAUCCUGAAGAGUCUCUUUGGCCAGAAGGAGCCUCAGAAGGACCUCAGCUGGGAAAGUGAGGAGAAUACAGCUGCUGUGCCGACAAAAAGCCUGCACACUGUGCCCAUGGAGAUACAAUUUCUUGCCAGCACAGGAGACAAAGACUGCCCUGAGGAGGCGGAGGCUUCGUGCUCCAAGAAGGAGGAGGAAUAUCGCAGAAACGUCUGGAAGGGUUUCCUCAUCUCCAUCCCCUACUCAGCCAGCAUCGGAGGCACUGCUACCCUCACGGGCACUGCCCCCAACCUCAUCCUGCUUGGCCAGCUCAAAAGUUUCUUCCCGCAGUGCGACGUGGUGAAUUUUGGCUCCUGGUUCAUUUUCGCCUUCCCUCUCAUGCUGCUGUUCCUGUUGGUGGGAUGGCUCUGGAUCUCCUUCCUGUAUGGGGGAAUGACCCUGAGGGGCUGGAGGAAGAAGAGAUCUGAGAUCAGAGUGGAUGCAGAAAAUCGGGCUCGAGCUGUGAUUCGGGAGGAAUUCCAGAACCUGGGGCCCAUCAAGUUUGCCGAACAGGCCGUUUUCAUCCUUUUCUGCAUGUUCGCCAUUCUCCUCUUCUCCCGGGACCCGAAGUUCAUCCCUGGUUGGACCAACUACUUCCACCCUGGGUUUCUUUCUGAUGCUGUCACCGGUGUGGCCAUUGUCACCAUCUUGUUCUUCUUCCCAUCCCAAAAGCCCUCCCUCAAGUGGUGGUUUGACUUUAAAGCUCCCAACACAGAGACAGAGCCCCUGCUGACUUGGAAGAAGGCCCAGGACUCGGUGCCCUGGAACAUCAUGCUUCUCCUGGGCGGGGGCUUCGCCAUGGCCAAAGGCUGUGAGGUAUCGGGGCUGUCUGUGUGGAUCAGUAACCAGCUGCACCCCCUGGAGAACAUGCCACCCGCCCUGGCCGUGCUGCUCAUCACUGUAGUUGUCGCCUUCUUCACCGAGUUUGCCAGCAACACAGCCACCAUCAUCAUCUUCCUGCCCGUCCUGGCAGAGCUGGCCAUCCGCCUCAGAGUGCACCCCCUGUACCUGAUGAUUCCUGGCACCGUUGGCUGCUCCUACGCCUUCAUGCUCCCAGUCUCAACGCCCCCCAACUCAAUCGCCUUCGCCUCUGGACACUUGCUGGUCAAAGACAUGGUGCGGACAGGCUUCCUGAUGAACCUGAUGGGCGUCCUCCUGCUCAACUUGGCCAUAAAUACUUGGGCACAGACCAUCUUCCAGCUGGGCACUUUCCCGGACUGGGCCCACAACCACUCGGCCACUGUCACGGAGCUAUCAUCUGCCUUGGUCAACAACUCAUUUCAGGCCCUCUGAGUCCUUCCUGGAGAUUCUCUUUGGGCUGGGCCCUCCCAGAAGGCUUCUGCCAUCACCUGCUGCUCGGGUCAUACCGUUCCUCUCGGUGAUCCUGUAUGCAGCAAAUGAGGGUGACCUCCAAGGGUCCACUCGGGCCAGCAGGUUCAUUAUCCAGGACACCUUCUCCUCUCUCAUGCAUUUCAGGGCCCAGAUAUUUCCCAGAUCUGCUGCCUGAGAGAAAGCUCCUUUAUCUCUGAGCUGAUAUAUGGUUAGGAUGCAAGAGAGCCCAAUUUCAGCAAUAACAAGCAAACCUAGAAUGGCUUUUGUCUUGAACAGUCGGGAUGGGAAGCCAUCCAUCCCCAUGGGCAUAGCUAACCUUCCCCACUGACUAAGUUUCACUCUGGAGAGACCGUCUUGCCUUUAGGGGUCACCUCCCUUGGUGUUCCAGCUGUUCCAGCUGUUCACAGCCGCAUGUGGCCCACGGAGACUCCGUGUCGCUGGCUACUUCCUGUUUAGCAGCUGGUCUUUACCUACCAGCUGCCCCACGUGGUCAGCAUGUUUGAUUAGCAAAGGCCACGUUUUUCAGGGGUGAGAGAAAAGUCAAAAGAUAAAUGGGAACCUUGUAAAAGGCUGGGAUGAAAUAUCUCAGGCAGGCAAAGCGUCGUAUUCUUCUUCUACUGAGACUUCCCUUAAGCCAGUGGCUGGUGGGGGCCUCUAGGGGAUUCGCUCGCUCUUGGUUUCAGGCAGAAGCAUCUGGACAUCCCCAGUGCACAGCACAGUAUUGGGCCCGGUGGAUGCUCAGGAAGUGUCUGUGGAACAAGUUGGCCCAGCGUUAGCAUGGCACUGGAAAAGGUGCCACCUGAGGGGCCGGAAGCCUCACAUCGCCCCUUCCUGUGCCUCUGAGGGAUGCUGUUCCCCAGCCAUGUGGGCAGGAUAGCACGAGUGAG